Messenger RNA from Xenopus tropicalis (tropical clawed frog), 1700 nucleotides. RefSeq names its product ALG6, alpha-1,3-glucosyltransferase (gene alg6). Lineage: Eukaryota; Metazoa; Chordata; Amphibia; Anura; Pipidae. The record is from RefSeq and is marked provisional. Gene Ontology annotation, molecular function: hexosyltransferase activity; dolichyl pyrophosphate Man9GlcNAc2 alpha-1,3-glucosyltransferase activity. Gene Ontology annotation, cellular component: endoplasmic reticulum membrane. The coding region runs from base 34 to 1554 and encodes 506 amino acids. The transcript has 14 exons.
GGAAGUAGUGUGCUGAGAGAGUGUUUUAGAGCCAUGGAGACUUGUUCGCUAGCAGCUUUAGCUGUGCUUUUGGCGCUUUAUGUGCGCUGGACAGUGUCACUCGGUCCUUACUCAGGAGCCCAUAAGCCACCAAUGUUUGGAGAUUAUGAAGCCCAGAGGCACUGGCAGGAAAUAACAUUCAGUUUACCAGUUAAACAGUGGUAUUUUAAUUCUACAGACAACAAUCUUCAGUACUGGGGCCUUGAUUACCCACCUCUGACUGCAUACCACAGUUUUCUUUGUGGGCAAAUUGCUCAUCUACUAAAUCCAGACUGGGUGGCCCUGAACGCAUCCCGAGGUUACGAAUCUCUCCAACACAAGCUGUUUAUGCGGGCUACUGUUUUAGUAGCUGACUUGAUCAUUUACAUCCCUGCUGUAAUUGUCUACUGUUUUUGUAUGAGAGAAAUACCUUCAAAAAAAAAAAUUUCCUCCUUAUGCUGUAUUUUGCUUUACCCGGGCUUGAUCCUUAUAGACUACGGACAUUUUCAAUACAACUCUGUGAGCCUUGGAUUUGCACUAUGGGGAGUCAUUGCGCUUUCAUUUGAAUGGCACCUGCUGGGAUCAUUUGUAUUUUGCUUUGCACUAAACUACAAACAAAUGGAACUUUACCAUUCUCUGCCAUUUUUCUGCUAUCUGUUAGGAAGAUGUUUAAAAGGAGGCAUUACAGGCAGGGGCUUAUUCUUGUUAUUUAAGAUUGGCGUUACCGUAAUUGCUUCCUUUGCUCUUUGCUGGAUUCCUUUCUUGACAGAAACUGAACAAAUACUUCAAGUCCUUAGAAGACUUUUCCCUGUUGGCCGUGGACUCUUUGAGGACAAAGUAGCCAACAUUUGGUGCAGUUUAAGUGCAAUAUUUAAAGUAAAGAAAAUGUUAUCUUCGGAAUCUCAGUUAUAUUUAAGCUUUCUUUGUACACUGUUAAGUGUAUUGCCUUCAUGCAUUAAACUGACAAUGCAGCCUUCUGUUCGUAGAUUUAAAUUUGCUCUGGUUAACUGUGCACUUUCAUUCUUCUUAUAUUCCUUUCAAGUUCAUGAAAAAUCAAUACUUUUAGUGUCAUUGCCAGUCAGCUUAAUUAUAAAUGAUGCUCCGUUGAUCUCUACAUGGUUUUUAUUGGUAUCAACAUUUAGCAUGCUUCCCCUUUUGCUGAAGGAUGGAUUGUUAAUGGCUUAUAUCAUCACUACGUUAGUGUUCCUUCUAGUAAGCAAGUCUUUGCUGCCAGCGCCUGAAAAUAUGUCAGAAGAGUCUAUAAAUCUGAAACCAUUCUGCAUUUCUGUAAGGAGAUAUCUUCCUUGGUUCAGGCUUCCAGGAUAUCUGAUUAAACUAUCAUUCUGCACAUCACUGAUGGGGAUGGCUGCUCUGACCCUGGCAAGUGCUGUCCUGGUUCCACCACCAAGGCUUCCUGACCUUUUUCCUGUACUUGUCUCCAGCUUCUCCUGUGUUCAUUUUUUAGCAUUUUUAUUUUAUUUUAACAUUAUUUAUUUUUGGGAUAAUUUCAAUGACAAAAGUAAGAAAAAACUGUGAGUCCAAAAUGUGUUUUAUAUUCCAUUUUUAGUUUUAUGUAUAUAUUGCUAGCAUUUGGACACAGAUUAUUUUUCUUUUUUAAUUACUGAAACAUGCUUGUUUAAUUUUGGCCUUUUGAGUCAGGUCAAUAAAGUAUUUUUACUCAA